GACUCCUAUAUUACAAGGCCUCUGCUAUGCCCACUGAAGUACUCUGGGACCUCCAUGACUUCUAAAAGUUUUAAUCUACAGAAAUAGAUGCCUUUCUGAGCAUGAGUGGAUGAAUGCUGUUGCCCUUUCUUCUGUCUUCUAAUUAAAUGCUUCCCAUGUCACUUCUGCUCUGCCAACUCCGAUGAAAGUUUGGAAAUCAACAAAGAGAAGCAAACAUCAAGAAGAAUGGGAAGAUGGGGGAGGAGAUAAACAGUGAUGGAAAACGUAGACAUCAAAGGCACAAAACAAAGGUGUAAUAUGUCAGAGCGAAGUCCACCAGAGUAAGUGCACAGUGUGAAAUAAUGAAGAUGCAAUUUUGCUGCAUUUGAGAUAGCAUGUUGGAGCUGAUUUAUUCACCUGGACUUAAGUAGCAGGCAAAGUGCAACUGUAGAGUAUGAGGUCAUUCGUUUUUACACAUUUUUCUUUGCCAAGCUUCACUUGAAAGAGGAGGACUGACUUGGAAGGAAGAUGCUGUUGACGAGCUCAGUGGGAUUUAUUCUGUUCUUACUCUCUCAUUGCGUUGUGUCAGUGAGCACCAAAGAGGCAGUGGUCUUGGCUAAUGCCCACCUUCUACCCCAAAGAGGCUAUGAGAGACUGGGUAACGCCAAUGAAAAAGACUAUCCAAGGGAUUGUUUUGAGAUUUUUCAGCGCUCCAACGGAAAUUCCAGAGAUGGUCUUUACAUCAUCCAGCCAAAGGAGGACCCAAUUGUUGUCUCUUGUAACAUGCAGGAUGGUGGCUGGACAGUAAUCCAGCACAUUACAGCCAAUAGUACUGUCGACUUUGAUAGGACCUGGCAGGAUUACAAGUAUGGAUUUGGCUCUGUUCAUGACAACCACUGGUUAGGAAAUGAAUAUAUGCAUCAGUUAACUAGCAGCUCUGUGCAAUACAUACUUGGAGUUAAACUUGUAAACCUAAAUGCUGAAAUCAAGUGGGGACAGUAUGAACCAUUUCUUAUUGAAGAUGAAGAAUCUCAAUACCGAAUCAGGGUUGGUCUAUACAAAGGCAACGCCACUGAUGCUCUGACCCUGGACACAGAAGCUUAUCUCCAUGACAAUCAGAAGUUCACCACCAAGGACAGAGACAAUGACAAUUUUUUUCAGAAUUGUGCUAAACUGGAACACAAUGGCAUUCCUGGGGGAGGCUGGUGGUACGAUGCCUGUGCUGGAGCAAAUCUAAAUCGUAGGAACGUGAUAUACUGGCAAAAAGACUGCAACAAGCAACGCAUGUGCAAGUUUGCAUGGAUGAUGAUCAAACCCAUUGACCACAGCCUGUCAAUUCCAACCAAGCCCUGUCCAUGUCAGAAAGUUGAACUGUAGAUAUGGCACGCGUACUUUGAAAGGAACAUGGAUUUUUCGUCCAGUGACUGAAGUGAACUCACACUGAUUAAAUAAUCACAAUAAGUAAUCAUGAUUGAAAAUUUAAUUUGGGCCUCUGCAGGGGCUUUAUGAUAGCGUAUCAUCCAGGACUGGACCAGGACAUAGACAUCUACCAACCACACAAGUGAGAAGAAGUUACUGUCAAAAACCGAGGCCUCUACCAGAAGAUUUAAAUAACUAAUUUUAUAGUAUUUUAGCUGUAAGAGGAGUCAGAUAUGAAAUCCAGGAUAUGAUGUCUUGUACAAGAUAUACAUGAAUAUACAUUCAUUUCAGAAGGCUUUUCUCCAGUAUGAAUGUUCGUGAUUGAUCUCCUAUAAUUGCACAUCUUCACAUAUCAUGCAGGAAGGAAACUUCCAGUGAAGCACCUACGUUUACAAAAUGCAUAUUGGAGUAUUGUGUACCAUAGGACAGCACCAGGACUUUCCUUUUUACCUUUAGUGAACAGUAUUUUACUAUAUAAAAUUGGAAUUAGCCUCAUCUCCCAUGGCUUCUUUUCCCCUUCAUUGACUCUUCCUUUUAUCGCUACUUUUUAAUGAUCCCACACACAAAGAAGUAUUCAGCACAGGUUUCUUCCUUCUUUUUAGAGUACCCACAGCUAAUGGGAUCAUCAGCUUUCCCAUUUAAAGCUACUUAUCCAAAGCUUACAAGUCGUCUGAAUUUUUCCCCAAGAAACUCGGUGAACAUAUUUUGAAAGAUCAAAUUGAUGUAGUAAUUGUUUACUUAUUGCUCCAUUUUUUUUUUCUGAAAAUUACUCCACUUUGUUUACCAUGUUUUGACUGUUGCUCCUCCCUGUUCCAUGAUGUGCUUCAGCUUUCUUUUUUUUUAAUACCACCGUGAGAAAAGAAAAGAGCGUUGGCUUUAUUUCACAUUUGCUAGCUUCAAUUGUUUUGGUACCCAACCUUGGCAUUGUUUAAACAGUACCUUUUAUCUGAUUAAAAAAUAAAGAGAGAAUCUUUAAGAUUCGUGAUAAGUUCAUCUG
Tyto alba (common barn owl) is the source of this 2395-nucleotide messenger RNA. RefSeq names its product fibrinogen-like protein 1-like protein. The transcript is spliced from 6 exons. The coding region runs from base 508 to 1356 and encodes 282 amino acids. NCBI's taxonomy places the organism in Eukaryota, Metazoa, Chordata, Aves, Strigiformes, Tytonidae. The record is from RefSeq and is a predicted model, not a curated record.